This is a messenger RNA of Bipolaris oryzae ATCC 44560, 786 nucleotides long. RefSeq lists its product as uncharacterized. The record is from RefSeq and is a predicted model, not a curated record. The transcript has 3 exons. Bases 1 to 786 code for a protein of 261 amino acids. Lineage: Eukaryota; Fungi; Ascomycota; Dothideomycetes; Pleosporales; Pleosporaceae.
AUGCGCAACCCCAUCUCAGGCCCCGGCAUCCUCUUCGUCCGCUCCCGCAUCGCACCCACCUCCCACCUCCUCCUCUCUGAAUCCACCUACCUCGCCUGGUACGACACCGAGCAUAUCCCCGACGUCCUCUCCACUCGCGACAUCACCAGCGCCUUCCGCUACAUCGACGUCUCCAAAACAUCUCCUGUGGGUGACUCGCGCAACCCAACCCCGUUUCUGGCAUGCUACCCCAUGCCCGAUCUAGCGUUUACACAAAGCGAAGAGUUCAGAGGGAUUAGUGUGAAGGGUAAGACGUUGCCGGGGAGUGGGGUCGUGUAUGAUGUUGCAGAUUUUGAAAUUAGUUAUUUGGGGUUUAGGGGGGCGACAGCGAGGAAAGGUGAUAGGCGAGCCAAGUUCAUCGUUACGGCUGGGAUCAGACCGGAUGAGGAACCUGGGGAGAAAGAGGUUAUGGAGUUCUUUGAGAAGCAAACGGCUGUGAUAUCGAAAACACCGCAUUAUAUUCGCACACUACAGUUCAAGUUGUUGUACGCAAGAACGAAUGCGCAGUCUCGCGCUUUGAAGGGGCUACCUACUAUCGAUGAGCCGCAUCCUGAGCCGUCGACUUGGUUGGCUAUCCAUGAGUUUGCAGAUUUGCCUGAAGACACGGUUUUAGAAAGUGUCAGGAAUGAUGUAGAAAAGAUCUUGGAUGGGUCAGGAAAUACCCAAGGGUGGGGGAAGACGGACAGUGAAGUGCAUGUUUGGAAAAUAGAUAGUGUUCAGGGGGAAGGCAAGUUAUUUGAUGACUGA